UAAAAUGGGCCUGGGCUCUGAAAAGAGUCUUUGGGGUGUAGCUCCGUCCGUCAGUCUUCUCGUUGUUUAUUCUGCAGUAAAUAUGAUGAAGUUAGCCAAAUGUACACUGACAACUGCCAUCAUGGCAGUGAAGAGAAAGCCCCUCGCUCAGGUGUGCGACUUCCGUUACAGAUUCACACCGUCAACAUUCAGAUACGCCGCGACUACACGGACAAGUGAGGGCGACAUUCUGAGCCGGUUUAAAAUCGGCAAAAAGCUUGGUGUGGGAGGAUUCGGCAAGGUUUAUGAAGGGAAGCGCUUGGAGGAUGGACUUGAGGUGGCAGUGAAAUUUGUCAAAAAGUUCAGGAGCAUGCAAUUCGUCAAAGUUCCUGGUCAUCCUACAAUCCUCCCAUUAGAGGUCGGCAUGUUAACCGCUGUUAAUAGGGGCCCCAAAGUUAAAGAGAUUAUUGAACUGCUGGACUGGCAGGACCAGCAUGACAAAUAUAUCAUGGUCUUGGAGCGUCCCCCACACUGCGAAGAUGUGUUUCAUUUUUGGGUUGAUCACAAACGCAUCCUCAGGGAGGAAACGGCACGGACAAUCAUGGCGCAGGCAACAACGGCUGCUCAGACGUGCUGUGACCGAGGAGUUUUCCACGGCGACAUCAAGUUACAAAACCUGCUGAUCAACAAAAAAACACUUGAGGUCAAACUGAUUGACUUCGGGUGCGGGAGAUUCCUGAAAGAGUCCGGCUAUGACGACUUCUGUGGCACCAUAACGUACUGUCCACCUGAGUUCGACGCAUUCCACAGGUACCACGCUAAACCAGCUACUGUGUGGUCUCUGGGAAUGCUCUUAUUCCAGAUGGUGUGUGGAGGCUAUCCAGAACCCGAAGAACAUCUGAUGAUUAAUGAUGACAUCUGGUCUGAGCGUCACUUGUCAAAAGAUUGCUGCGACCUGAUUCGACGCCUCCUGCAGGAAAACCCAAGACGGCGGAUUGGUUUGGAGCAAAUCAUUUCCCAUAAUUGGUUUAAGUUGCUGUCAAAACCCAAAUUUAAUGGAGUGGAUAAGAUCAAAACAUGGACAUACAUGGCUGCUACGGUGACCCCUGGACCGGAUUACGCACAGGUACUCUGUUUCUCUGUCCAGGUCGUAUCCAGAUUGAGUCGACGCGGCUGAAAAGCAUCGACCAUUUGAGGAAAAUGAGAUGCCGAUGAGAAAGAGGACAAGGACGGGAAGUUUUGUGAAGCUGCCGUCUCUUCAUUAUCGCAGCUCAGACCAGACCAGACCACUGCACCGAUAAAUGAGAGAAGUGCUGAGGUGCCUGUGCUCUAGAGGAUCAUGGUCUUCAGGAACCUCUAUCCAGUGGUCUUGAAGUCGUUCCUCCUAUAGAGCCGCAGGUUCAAACCCCUUCAGCUCCAGUCCACCACAGUCCAGCACCAGAUCACAGAGUGGACGUAACAACUCAGGACGGCUUUUAACUUUUGGCUGCUACGGGACUGAAUGUGACCCCUGGACCGGAUUACGAACAGGUACUCUGUUAAACUCUUCUAAACUAAUUUUUUUGUAAAGAUUUCACUGGAUUGAUUGUGGUGUUAACACCCUUGAUCUGUGCUUGAGGUGUGUGCCUCAGAGUCUCAGGGUGUAGUCAAUACUGAAUUUCCAGGCUGUAUCCAGAUCUGGCCAUGACCUUAGCCUGGACACGAUGACGAUGACAAUGCAGUGCUAAAGUGCCAACUAGCCUCUGGAGGAUCCCUUUCCCACUCUACAGAUUAAGCGAUGUGAAUUCGUUUCGCGUCCCUACCCUGAAGUGAUUCGAAAAUCUGUAUCAAAUUUAUAGACAAGUAGUUUGUUCAGGCAUGAGGGAAUUUAAAAACCUGCGCGCAUAUAUUCAAACGCACAUAACUAUUGAAUCAAUUCUUAAUGCGCAUGUGAACGUCAUCUGCAGGGCUGUUACUACCAAUUUAUCGCAGGAUCGCGUUUAAAGUCUAUUUAAAAACAUUCAUAUACAUUUUUACGUGACAGUUACUGUAAAUUCGGCCUCUAGUUCAUAAGCGCCAGAGGAGAACUGGCCCCCGACUGAGCCUGGGUUCUCCCAAGGUUUUUUUUCCUCCAUCGGGUCACCUGAUGGAGUUUUUCAGUUCCUUGCCACUGUCGCCUUUGGCUUGCUCAGUUGGGGAUAUUCAAAUCAAUUAUACUACAGGGCUGUUGAACGCUUGAUUCUGAUUGGUUGAGAACAUUCAAUAGGUGUGCAAUUAUUUUGACGGCUAAAGUAGUUUCAGGCAAGUUUGAACCGCAUUACAGUUCCAUAUCACUGCGCGUAGUUAACGGAAAAUAGGAUACAAUUCAUAACAAGAGAAGACAUGCAGCCCCAUGCGCUUGAUCUGCAAUUUUCGAUGUCUAACUUCACAAUCAGUUGACGCAUACAGUUUAAUUUUAAUAAAUAAAGUUUAGUCCUAUCUAUAAUAGGCUAAAUAGAAAAUUAAACUGAUGAGGCUAUAUAAAUGAAUUAAUAGUCCUCAAUUAUAGAAAACAAUAAUGAACGAACUAAUUAAAACGAAGUUAAUAAAUAAAUAAUAAUAUUGA
This is a messenger RNA of Pimephales promelas (fathead minnow), 2563 nucleotides long. The record is from RefSeq and is a predicted model, not a curated record. NCBI's taxonomy places the organism in Eukaryota, Metazoa, Chordata, Actinopteri, Cypriniformes, Leuciscidae.